Molecule: messenger RNA, 1287 nt
Organism: Eruca vesicaria subsp. sativa (arugula)
Lineage: Eukaryota; Viridiplantae; Streptophyta; Magnoliopsida; Brassicales; Brassicaceae
Source: the annotation of a GenBank genome assembly
AUGGCUUCCUCCGCCGCCCAGAUUCACAUCCUCGGCGGAAUCGGAUUCGCCACCACAUCCUCCAAAAGAAACCUCAACGCUAAAUCCACUUCUCUCCCCAGAACCGCCUUCUUCGGCACAAGAACCAAUCCCUUCUCCACCCCUACCUCCGCCUUCCUCAGAAUAAACACCAGAAACGCCUCUAGAUACUCUGUAGGUCCUCUCCGCGUGGUUAACGAGAAAGUCGUCGGAAUCGAUUUAGGCACGACAAACUCCGCCGUAGCUGCAAUGGAAGGAGGCAAGCCGACGAUCGUCACCAACGCCGAAGGCCAGAGAACGACUCCCUCCGUGGUGGCUUACACCAAGAGCGGUGAUCGCCUCGUCGGGCAGAUUGCGAAGAGGCAAGCAGUUGUUAACCCGGAGAACACAUUCUUCUCGGUGAAGAGGUUUAUCGGAAGGAGGAUGAGUGAGGUAGAUGAAGAAGCUAAGCAGGUUUCGUAUAGAGUUGUGAAAGAUGAGAAUGGGAAUGUUAAGCUUGAGUGUCCUGCUAUUGGUAAACAGUUUGCUGCUGAGGAGAUUUCUGCUCAGGUUUUGAGGAAGCUUGUGGAUGAUGCUUCGAGGUUUUUGAAUGAGAAAGUGACCAAGGCUGUUGUUACUGUGCCUGCUUACUUUAAUGACUCGCAGAGGACGGCUACGAAAGAUGCUGGUAGGAUUGCUGGGUUGGAGGUUCUUCGUAUUAUUAAUGAGCCUACGGCUGCUUCGUUAGCUUAUGGGUUUGAGAGGAAAAGUAAUGAAACAAUUUUGGUGUUUGAUCUUGGUGGUGGUACCUUUGAUGUCUCAGUGCUUGAGGUUGGUGAUGGUGUGUUUGAAGUGCUUUCCACUUCUGGUGACACGCAUUUGGGUGGUGAUGACUUUGACAAGAGAGUUGUUGAUUGGCUUGCUUCAAAUUUCAAGAAGGAUGAAGGUAUUGAUCUUCUGAAAGACAAGCAAGCACUCCAGAGGCUGACAGAAGCAGCGGAAAAGGCUAAAAUCGAGCUUUCUUCGCUGACUCAGACAAAUAUGAGUCUGCCAUUUAUCACAGCCACAGCUGAUGGGCCUAAACACAUAGAAACCACGCUCACACGUGCCAAGUUUGAAGAAUUGUGUUCAGAUUUACUUGACAGGUGUAAGACUCCCGUUGAAAAUUCCUUGAGGGAUGCAAAGCUCAGCUUCAGUGAUAUUGACGAAGUGAUCCUUGUUGGUGGAUCAACACGUAUUCCUGCUGUUCAGGAAGUCGUCUCGACUAUUUCAAACAUGGUUUAUGUGUAA